This is a messenger RNA of Oppia nitens, 1372 nucleotides long. Its product is annotated as putative inorganic phosphate cotransporter. Bases 17 to 1372 code for a protein of 451 amino acids. Gene Ontology annotation, molecular function: transmembrane transporter activity. NCBI's taxonomy places the organism in Eukaryota, Metazoa, Arthropoda, Arachnida, Sarcoptiformes, Oppiidae. The transcript is spliced from 6 exons. The record is from RefSeq and is a predicted model, not a curated record. Gene Ontology annotation, biological process: transmembrane transport; monoatomic anion transport.
CAAAAGUGACCCAACAAUGGUAGCGGUAGUACACAACAGAUCUAAUGGAAAGUUAUGUUUUGUGUUUAUUCCUUCGCGUUAUAUAUUUUUAUUGUUGAUGUCUUUGGGUUUAUUUCUGGUUUAUGCGUUUAAAGGAUUUUUAGGGGUAGCAAUCGUAGCAAUGGUUAAACACCAAAACACAUCUAAACUAAUUGACUCCGAGUGUCCCGCAGAUGACUCUGAAAACGGUUACAAUAAUAAUGGAAAAUCGGGUGAAUUUGAGUGGACAGACAGCCAACAAACUCUAGUUUUGGGCGCUUUUUUCUAUGGAUAUGUUGUGACCCAAAUCCCGGCCGGAAUCGCUGCAGAGAAGAUUGGCGCCAAAUGGAUGUUUGCAUUGAGUUUAUUAAUCACUGGCAUAUUGUCUUUAUUAGGACCGGUCGCGGCUCGUUUGGGCCAAAACUCAAUUAUACCAUUUUUCUUGACACGUUUAGGACAGGGAUUAGCACAAGGAAUGAUACUUCCCUGUAUGAACACUAUGAUAGCUAAAUGGAUGCCUAAAACUGAGAGAAGUCGUGCCAUUUCAAUCACAUUUGCCGGUUCGGCUAUGGGAUCGGUAGUUAGCUUACCAUUAACUGGAUAUCUAUGCGAUGAAUCAUUUUUGGGCGGUUGGCCCGCAAUUUUUUAUCUGUUGGGAAUCGCCGCUUGCGUUUGGGUUGUGUUUUGGAUAUUAUUUGUAUUUGAAUCACCCGACACUCAUCCAUAUAUAUCACAAAUUGAGUAUAACCUAAUCAAAAAAGGACAGGGAGAUGAAAUUAUUACUUCAAAAAGACAAAUACCGUGGAAAUCAAUACUAACCUCAUAUCACGUUUACGCCUCUAUUGUCGCACAUUUUGGUUUCAAUUGGGGAUAUCUCACACUUUUGACACUUUUGCCCACAUAUUUCACUAAUAUUUUGCAUAUGAAUAUCAAAACAAAUGGGCUCAUCUCAAGUCUACCUUAUAUUGCAAAUACAAUAGUCUCGUGUUUGGCCUCAUAUAUAACCGACAAAUUAAGGGAAAGGGGAGUCAAUAUAACUUUGUUAAGAAAGAUUAACAAUUCAAUUGCAUUUUUUGGAACCGGUAUUUUUUUAAUUGCUGUUAUAUUAUCCAAAUGCAACAAAACCUGGAGUAUUGUAUUUUUUGUUAUCGGUUUGGGUUUAAAUGGUUGCUCUUAUUCUGGAUUUUUAGCCAAUUAUGUUGAUAUGGCGCCAGACUUUGCAGGAAUUCUUAUGGGAUUUUGCAAUGCAUUUGGAAAUAUUCCGGGUUUUGCUGCCCCACAAACUGCAUCUCUAAUUUAUAAAAAUGGGCAAACAUUAGAGACUUGGUCUUAUAGUUACAAUCUUGGGGUUUGA